UUUUUCUAGAGUAGCUAAAUUCCAUGGCUAUGAAUUUGCCUGGAAUUUGCAAAACCUUCAACAGAAGAAUCUUUGAAACAAUCAAAUGAUAUAAAGGGAGUAAGUCUCAAUAAUCUGUUUUAGUUUGGGGUGGUGUUGUGUUUAUAGACAUGUUUUGAAUAUACAUAGGGAAAGGGCAGUCUGCAGAAGACCUAUUGAUGAAUUCAUCACUUGACAGCCCCUGUUCUUCUGUUAGCUCUCCUUCCUCCACAACUAAUAAUGGUAGAGGGGAUUCAAAGCUAGGAAGAAUAAAGAAAAUAGGAAGAACAGGCAGCAGUUUUGCAUGCAGGAUUCGCGACCAUGUGAAGUUGGGACCUAAAUUCUCAGAAACAGUAAAAGGUAAACUAAGAUUAGGGGCAAGGAUACUGAAAGAAGGUGGAAGAGAGAAUAUUUUCAAACACAUAUUUGGAGUGGGAGAAGGAGAAGAACUGUUAAAGGCAUCACAGUGCUACUUAUCAACCACAGCUGGUCCUAUUGCAGGAUUGCUCUUUAUUUCUACACAAAAGGUUGCUUUUUGCAGCCAAAGAUCAAUUACUCUCCAAUCUUCAAAGGGAGAAUUUAUAACAACACCCUAUAAGGUUGUGAUACCGGUAAAGAAGAUUAAAAGAGCCAACCAGAGCCAAAAUGUGGAAAAGCCAGCACAGAAAUACAUAGAAAUAGUCACAGAAGAUAAUUUUGAAUUUUGGUUUAUGGGAUUUUUACGCUAUGAGAAAGCUUUCAUGAAUCUAGAGAAGGCCAUUUCCAUGGUAGACUAAUCCCAAUUAAAAGUUAAGCUUGUUCUCUAUGUUAGAGUGGAAGGACUUUCGUAUAUACAAUAGUAUUCAUGUAAGAUUACUUUCUAUUUUCUUUUCUUUUUUUCUGAUUGGUGAUGUUUGGAAUCUAGCUACCACUCCUAGAGUGGUUCCUUCUUACCUCUUAUUUGCAGUUAUUUUGUAAAGUUAAUGAGAGAUUUAUAGCACUGGAACUGCAUUAUUUUCUCAA
Messenger RNA from Ricinus communis (castor bean), 1020 nucleotides. Its product is annotated as GEM-like protein 4. The record is from RefSeq and is a predicted model, not a curated record. The transcript has 4 exons. The coding region runs from base 198 to 794 and encodes 198 amino acids. Lineage: Eukaryota; Viridiplantae; Streptophyta; Magnoliopsida; Malpighiales; Euphorbiaceae.